AUGGAAACGGAGAAGCAGCUGCGGGAGAAGGGAGACAUCGUUGUUUUUGACGCCAGCAUGGGCAAGGCGGUUUUCGUUUCCCACCAGUGGGUUGCCUUGCAUCACCCAGACCCCCAGUUCAAGCAGAUGCGGGUCUUACAAGGUGCUGUGCGACAUCUCUUGAGCGAUGUGGGCUUCAUUCCCUUGGAUCCAAGCACCGAGGAAAGCAUUCCGUGGUACAUCACCCGAUGCUCCUUCUUUUUCGCUCUCUGCCCCGUCAUCGACAGCCCGGAUGAGUCCAGGGUGCUGACGCCAGCCAGUUGGGGUCAGCGCUCCUGGUGUCGUCUGGAAAGAGCUGUCCGGGAGCUUUCCACCGACGACACAUGGGUUCUGAUCAGAAGCGAGACCUCCCUGGAAAUCGUCGGGUCGGUUCUGGGGUUUAUGGGCGGCUCGGCGGGCGAGGGCGAGUUCACGGAGCCCGAGGACCGUGAGAAGUUCGGGCCUGUUUUGAAACAAGCGGUGAUGAAGAAGUUGCUGCUCUGUCUCAAAAGCGGAGAUUUCGCUGCAUAUCGUCGGCACCUGAACCUGCAGGGCGUCUACUUCCGGCGUUUGAGCGUCGAACCUGUCUGCAACUUCGUUCCUGGCUUCGAGCUAAACAGCCACGGCUGUGCCAGCGUAGCAGAGUUCUUCUACCAGAACGGCUUUACAAGCAUCCGCGACAUCGACAGUUCCGGGUGGUCGCCCUUGCAUUAUGCAGCACUUCGCGGAGACACAGAGCUCAUCGAGAACUUGCUGCAAUUCAAUGCCGAUCCUAGCAAAAGGACAACCCGUGACCAGCCGAAGUUGGGAUGUCCGCCGUGGACAUCGGCGCUGGACCUUUCCAUGUUAUUCAAGCACAAAGAUGCAGCUCGUCUCCUGAUUGCGGCACGUGCGAAACUCGAAGGGGGCGUUCUCCCUUCGGUUCAUUUUGCGGCCGUUUCCGACAACGCAGCAGGCAUCCGACUGCUCUGUUCCGCGCGCUGCGACCCGCUUGCGCAGGACCUGUUUCUUGGCGUUCUUCUGGUUGGCUCUUAG
This is a messenger RNA of Symbiodinium sp. CCMP2592, 1053 nucleotides long. The record is from the annotation of a GenBank genome assembly. NCBI's taxonomy places the organism in Eukaryota, Dinophyceae, Suessiales, Symbiodiniaceae.